CUUUUAGAGGCGGGGUUUUGGCCUGAGAGCUUCCUCCUCCUUCUUCUUCUUCUUUUGUCCUCUCCUAGUGAGCGAAGACAGAGAGGAAAUGGAGAAAGCAAUGACCAAGGCUGGGAGCUUUUGGAUAUCCAAGAAAGCCAAGCAAGAGAUCUCCAACAUCGCCGGCGAUCUUUCAUCUAUAUCGGGCGCGGUCGAGGAGAAGGCAAAGUGGGUCGUUAACAAAUUGAAAGGUAAGCCGCCGAAAGCGCUGCCCGAUCUCCUCCGGGAGCACAACCUCCCCCCGGGCCUCUUCCCUCGGAACAUCACGUGUUACGAGCUCGACGCGUCCAGGUCCAAGCUCGUCGUCCACCUGCCCUCCGCCUGCGAAGCCAGCUUCAAGGACAGGUCUGCCGUGAGGUAUGCGAACCGCGUCAAAGGGACGCUCUCCAGAGGGAAGCUGGCCAGGAUCGAAGGCAUGAAGACCAAGGUCCUGGUGUGGGUGAAGGUCACCGGCGUGGCCGUCGAGGGCCACAAUUCCGACAAAGUCUGGUUCAUGGCCGGGGUCAAGAAGUCGAGGCCUAGGGACGCGUACGAAACGGUCCGCGACGCCAUUCAAGUCGACGAGUUCUGAGAUUUUUUUUUUUUUUUGGUCGGACUGCGCAGUAAAUCGGCGAGCAUCAGUUUCAGUUAAUUCAUAUUCCUGUACGGA
Molecule: messenger RNA, 688 nt
Organism: Rhodamnia argentea
Lineage: Eukaryota; Viridiplantae; Streptophyta; Magnoliopsida; Myrtales; Myrtaceae
Exons: 3
Coding region: 89-610 (173 amino acids)
Source: RefSeq, a predicted model, not a curated record